AUGGAAGACUGUACUGGAAACGGGACUGUUGCUACUAUUGGAGCAGUAGCAACGAAAAUGCCUAAAAGUCACCAAAGGCAGCGCUAUUUUUUCCUGCUCUCUGUAGCCGCCAAGAGAUGCCAACUGUACUGCCAGUCCAAAGAGACAGGGGACAUUGCUUACAUGAAACAACUAACCCAUGAUGGGACUCGCUGUUCCUACAAAGACCCCUUCAGUAUAUGCGUCCGCGGAGAAUGUGUGAAAGUUGGUUGCAACAAAGAGAUCGGAUCCAACAAAGCUGAAGACAAGUGUGGAGUUUGUGGAGGAGAUAAUUCACAUUGCCGGACAGUGAAAGGGAUCUUCACCAGAACCCCUAAGAAAUCUGGGUACCUUAAGAUGUUUGACAUCCCAGCGGGUGCUCGACAUGUGACUGUCCAAGAAGAUGAGGCUUCCCCUCACAUUCUUGCCAUUAAGAACCAAGCAACUGGCCACUAUAUCCUAAAUGGCAAAGGAGAAAGAUCCACCUCUCGUUCCUUCAUCGACUUUGGCUUAGAAUGGGAAUACCACAUAGAAGACGGUAUAGAAACUCUUCAGACAGAUGGGCCUUUGCACGAUGCCAUUCUUGUUCUGGUAAUUCCUCAGGAUAACAAUACCCAAUCCAGCCUGAUUUACCGAUACAUAAUUCAUGAAGAUUCUGUGCCCAAUGUCAGCAGUAACAAUGUCCUUCAGGAGGAACUGGACACCUUUGAGUGGGCUUUGAAGAGCUGGUCCCAGUGCUCCAAACUCUGUGGAGGAGGCAUGUUGGAAUAG
Thamnophis sirtalis is the source of this 789-nucleotide messenger RNA. The record is from RefSeq and is a predicted model, not a curated record. Lineage: Eukaryota; Metazoa; Chordata; Lepidosauria; Squamata; Natricidae.